UCAUGACUGCCGACAUUAAAUUUGAUGGGGAACCAUUGACAAAGCUCUACUCCACAACCGCGGAAGAGUUGUGCAAUAUCAUCAUGACAAUCGAAAUCCUGUGUGCUUGAUCCACUGCCUUCAGACCUAUUAAAGCAAUUUCUUGAAGAACUGCUUCCUUUGAUUACCUCAAUCAUGAACAAAUCAUUGGUUAAGUCAAAGGUUCCAUUGUGUAGAAGGCACAUGUAAUGCCAUUUUUGUAGAAGCCUGGAAUAAACAAGGAGGCGUUGAAGAACUACCACCAAGUAUCAACUCUGCCUCUCUGUUUAGAGGUUCAUCUCUAUGAAAACAGUCUCCAUGACAAUCUGCAUUCGGCCUACCGCAUGGGACACUCUACUGAGUCCAUCUAAUCACUUUAAACUGCUACCCGAAUAAUUAGAACAAGGUGUAAUAUAUCGUCAAUACACCAGACUUUAUCUAAACUCGAAGACGACAAUCGUUAUUUCAAAUCUACACAACCUGUUGCUAGGUCUACGCAGAGUUUUUCAUUAAAACUUCACACAAUCAAAUUGCAUGUAUUGCGCAGCUGUUACAGUAAUGCUCUCGCGGAUAUGAAAGAUCAUGUAAACAGUAAAAUAUCCACACUACAAAAAGAGGAGAGAGUAUUUACUAUUGGCUUUGAAACACAACUAUAAUUAUAAGUGUCACACAACGGGGAAAUGGCGAAAAACAUAGAGGAUUACAAAGUCAACGGAUGUGAUUGCGAAUCAGUUCCAUUUAAUGAAAGUGCUAACGAGGAUGGAAAAGAGGAAUGCCAGACGAAGGCCCCUAUCAAAGAAUAUCGAUCAUUUCUACACGAGAUUCUUCAUAACGAUGCCACUAGAUUCAAGACCUUGCUGAGUGUAUGCGCCGCUUCAGGUUUCUGCAUACUGGGAUGGACAAAAGGCCAGUUCGGACCUGCAUUCUUAGAUAUUCUGCUCAUCUGUAGCACAAGCCUUGAAGAAGGAUCUUUGUUCAUGACGUCGUAUUUUAUAGGAAGGGUGAUGGGUUCUAUUCUAGGAGGAGCUAUUUAUUCCAGACUAAACAGAUACCUUAUUCUUGUAGUCGCCAUGACUACCAACAGUCUCAUGUUUGCCGUCAUACCAUGGUGUACAGUAUAUGAAAUGAUGAUUGCUGCGCAUGUUCUACAUGGUAUUUCCGGUGGAGUGAUGUCUGUUUCUUUAAUAUCGAUAGCAGCGUCAAUCUGGGGAACUUCGGCGAGGGGUAGGGUGUAUAUGAACAUCUUCUACGCUGCUUAUGCUAUCUUUGGAUUCCUCUCGCCCAUUGUGACGUCACCGUUCUUGAUUCCAACAACGACAGAUGUCACGAUAUACAAUGCAUCUCUGAACGUAUCUAACGAAAUGUUCGAUGACGUCAAUGGAAACGGCUCUUACAUCCAAUCUGUUCCGAAGUUAAAUGCGACUCAUACAGAAUCACCCGAAUCCAGACUUUAUAUAGCUUUUUCAAUUUCAGCUGGAUUUGCAUUUUUGGUCACAAUUCCAUUUGUUGUAUUAUUUUUCAAAUCACCACAACAAUCAGAGAAUAAAGUCAGGAUCGACGAGUUACGUUUCAUUGGCGAUCUUCCAAUAUUGAUAAAGAUACUUCAAUUUGUAAAUGUUGGAAUAUUUUCAGCUGUGUUCGUUGCAAUGAAUUAUUCAUUUAGCGGCUUUCUGACAGUGUUUUGUGUUCAACAUUUGUAAUGGACAAAGACAGCCGGUUCCAUGUUAACAUCCGUGGCGUUUUUUGCUUUACUUUCCGGUAGGAUCUUUGGAGCGGUACUGACAAACUUCCUCAAACCAGUCCCUAUGCUAUUGCUAUCCAUCAUAUCGUGUACCGUAGGAUUUGUUGGACUUUCAGUAAGCGCCGUUUUUCUGGCUGAUGUAGGAAUAUGGAUAUCUGUAUGUGUUAUAGGAACACCUUUGGGUGUUGUUUGGCCAAGUUUUCUGAGUUGGAUCAACGAGAAUUUAAUUCCCCUUCGAGGUAAAGUGACUGCAUACCUAAUGAUAACUGCCUUUGCUGGGGCGCUCCUGAGUCCGAUGUUGUUCGGAUAUAUGAUGGAAGAGGUAUCGCCAAUAUGGUUCUGUUUUUUAAGCUUAGGGAAGGCUAUAGUUACUAUCAUCAACGUGACAUUGUUUUCUCUGUAUACGAGGUUCUUUCACAAAUGAAAUAAAAAGUAGAACAGUAAACAUGUAGACACAUGAACAUUUUAAAAGAAAAAUAGGCAAACAUGAGACAGGGAGGUACUUUAAAUGGGUAAAACAAAUGCCCUCAUGCAUCUUUAGAAGUGUUUAAUCCAAUUACGACAUCACUGCGAGACAUCUAUUCGAACCAUUACCUGUCAGAAUAAAGCUCAUGCGCCAAAUGUAUGAGGAUUGCUUCGAUGAUUAUUUAACCAUAAUAGCUUUUUUUUUGGUUAUUACUGACUAUAACUACAUGCAGUAUAUCAAAGCUGCCUGUGUCUGUUGAUAAAUGGAUUGAUAGGUUUCUGAUUUACAAUAUAUUUUCCUUGGGGUAGAUAUAUGUAAUGAAAUAUAUACAUGACAAUCUUUUCUGUUGCUACGGUGCUUGAUAGAAUACUGAUAUGUACCCCAUUCAGACAUCGGGUCGGUCAGUUUGGUUCAGUUCAGUUUUGUUUGAUGAAUUGAGCUUAGAGUCAUAUCAACAGCUAUGGUCAAUUAAGUGAAGCACUUCCAUGUGUGAAAUGUAUGCGGUGUAAUGGGGGCAUGUUACUGGUGUAUAUGUGAAUGCCGAUUUAAGAGUACUACCUUGUAAAAAUACCAUGCCUCAGAUACGUAUCACAAGCGUCAAAAUAGUCAUAUUCUACUAACAACGAGUACAUUAGUCAAUAUCGCUUUCAAUAUAAAGCUUACUUCAAUUAAUCCAAUUAACAGAACCAAUCACCACCCUUUCUUGGCCAAGUGCAGGGUUUUUAAGAAAGGCGUUAGGGAUAAAACAGGUAAUAGAUAGAAAAGGACAUAUAAAAAAAACUUUGAGAUUCGCAAACCAGUUUUAUUAUGGCCUCUGCUGUGUCACCAACGAGAAGGUUCAAUUGCGAAUACAUAAUACUACAAGGGGGUUACUUUAUAAAUCGUCUUUUACGAAUCAUUCAGAGAAUAAAACAUGUUCGGUUUUUGCUUUGCUUUCCGGUAAGAUCUUUGGAGGGGUACUGACAAACUUUCUCAAACCAGUCCCUAUGCUAGUCCUAUCCUGUCGUGUAUCGUAGGAUUUGCGAAUCAUUCGGAGAAUAAAACAUGUUCGGUUUUUGCUUUAUUUGUGGUUGUUUUUUAAACA
Molecule: messenger RNA, 3309 nt
Organism: Mizuhopecten yessoensis (Yesso scallop)
Lineage: Eukaryota; Metazoa; Mollusca; Bivalvia; Pectinida; Pectinidae
Product: sodium-dependent glucose transporter 1-like
Exons: 4
Coding region: 699-1718 (339 amino acids)
Source: RefSeq, a predicted model, not a curated record